GUCCUGGACCGGGGUUGCCAGCGGAGCGCCGGGUGCUCGCUUUCCGUGUGCCGUGCAGGGACAGUAGCUGGCUCCCCACGCCUGUCCGCCCGAAUUCCGCUCACUGCAGCAAGCCAGCCAGGGGCCCUUCCCUGUUCUGAAGUGGGGCGGAACCCCGAGGUCCGGGAUCGCCGUAGCCGUGGCAUACGCGAGCUCGCAGCGAAGUAUUUGACCCCUUUUCGAAGAGUGACCUCUGACCGCAGUCGGUAGGGAAGAGAACACCACCAGGUGGAGAACGAGAGGGUGGACAUCCAGCUAGGAGGAGCAGAAUGGGUACAAAGACCGAAAGGGACAGACGUGUCCUUGGACCCAAGCCUGUCCCCUUUGGGAGCAUUUGCCACAGCAGGCUACGGGGGAACGUGGCAGCGCUAGAAUCAAAGAAGAUGCAGAAGAAGAAGCAACAGUCUUUCGAGAAGUGGUCAAUUUUAAUCCAGAUCCUUUGCCAGAUAUUAUGAUAAGGAGACCACCAAGCCUAUCAGCUUCUACUUGUCUUCACUGGAGGAGCUUCUGGCCUGGACGCCCCUCAUGGAGGACAGCUUCAAUGUGGCCCUGCAGCCCUUAGAGUGUCGCCAACCCCCACUGAGCAGCCACAGGCCGAGGACCCUGCUGUGCCAUGACAUGAUGGGUGGCUACCUGGAAGAUAGGUUUAUUCAGGGCUCAGCGGUGCAGAACCCUUACUCUUUCUACCACUGGCAGUACAUCGACAUCUUCGUGUAUUUUAGCCACCACAUGGUCACCAUUCCUCCAGUGGGCUGGACCAACGCUGCCCACAGGCACGGGGUCUGCGUGCUUGGGACAUUCAUCACGGAGUGGACCGAUGGGGCAAAGCUGUGUGAAGCUUUCCUGGCUGGGGACUCACGCUCCUAUCAGACAGUGGCCGAUCAGCUGGUCCAGAUUGCCCAGUUUUUUCAUUUUGAUGGCUGGCUGAUCAAUAUCGAGAACUCUCUGAGUGCAGUCGCUGUACAGAACAUGCCCGUUUUCCUGCGGUAUCUGACUGCUCAGCUCCAUCAGCGAGUCCCAGGGGGUCUGGUGCUCUGGUAUGAUAGUGUGACACAGAGCGGACAGCUCAAGUGGCAGGAUGAACUCAAUGAGCACAAUCGGGUCUUCUUCGAGUCCUGUGAUGGCUUCUUCACCAACUAUAACUGGAAGGAGGAGCACCUGGAGCGGAUGCUGGGGCAGGCCGGGGAGCGCCUGGUCGAUGUGUAUGUGGGCGUGGAUGUGUUUGCUCGGGGGAACGUGGUCGGAGGCCGGUUUGACACAGACAAGUCGCUGGAACUGAUCCGAAAGCACGGCUUCUCUGCAGCUCUCUUUGCCCCUGGCUGGGUGUACGAGUGCCUGGAGAAGAGCAGCUUCUUCCAGAACCAGGACAAGUUCUGGAAUCUGCUGGAACGUUACCUGCCCACACACAGCAUCUGUUCCCUGCCCUUCGUCACAUCCUUCUGCCUGGGCAUGGGCACGCGAAGGGUCUGCUAUGGACAGGAGCAGGCUGUGGGGCCUUGGUACCACCCGAGUGCCCAGGAAACACAGCCCCUGUUUGGAGAACACAAGCUGCCCGGUGACAACCGGGGCUGGGUGAAGGUGCACUGCUGCCUGGCAGACUCCUGGCAUGGGGGCAGCUCGCUGCUGCUGGAGGGGGUGAUCCCACCUGAGGUGGGCAACAUAGCCGUGAGGUUGUUUUCCUUACAGGUCCCAUUACCACACAAAGUCUUCCUGUCCUUGGUAUAUAAGCUUGAAGGGCCCACAGAUGUCAUGGUCGCCUUGGAACUCACUACUGGGGAUGCCAGCAGCUGUCACAUUGGCAGCAUCUCGUCGCUGAAUGCAGAAACAGGUUCAAGGCACAGACCCCGACCCCUCCGGGUGCCCCCCACCAAACUGGCCAGAUGGGCAGGCCGCUGUGGCCAGCAGCUCAGUGGGGGCUGGAUCCAGCGGUGCUAUGAGGUGAACAUGCGUGGGUGCCUCCUACGAGACCUCUUUGUGAACUUGUCACGGCCACCAGGCAGUCAGGAGGCGGAGAGCUUCAUUUGUCGCCUGGGAGAGAUCCAGGUGGUGGAUGCCAAUAGCCUGCUGGCCCCGCUGCCCCAAGUGCAGGGCGUCACUGUUACCCAGGUCCGCUGGCAGCAGCCCAGCUCUGAGGUGGAGGCGCCCUCGGGCCACCUGAGGCUCAGCUGUACCCUGCACUGGUCCUACCUCCUCCUCCAAGCCCGCUGCUUUAGAAUAUACUGCUCAGAAAGGAGGAGAGGCCGCUCUGCAAGCAGGGGACUGCCAGGGCCAGAGAAGCCCAUGUUCCUGGGCCUGGCUUUUGUCAACCAGUACCGUGUGGUGGACUUGAUGGUAGAGGCUGCUGGGCCCAGCCAAGAGGGCCACGUGGAGUUCCUGGUGGAGCCUGUCCCCAGGGAGGGCUUCCAGGUCCCACAGGCCGAGUGGGGCAGGGCAGCCCUGCUAUACUCCGCACCUCCUUGAGCCAACACUCCUCGCCCGAGUCUCAGGUUGUCUCUCGGCCUCUCUGGGAUCCUGCUAAGCAGUGCCAGGUGUCAAGAAGGCUGGGUCCCCAGGAUGAAGGCAGUUUGCUGAAUGAUGGUCCCACGAGGCACACAGGCCUCGUGUCUGCAUGUAACCCUCUCCACGGUGUGUGGUUCGGAGGGAAACGGAAACAGAUGUGGGAGGUUUGGUCCAGAAGACUCCAUAAAGGAUAUUUUCAAACAGGUUGAAA
This is a messenger RNA of Cavia porcellus (domestic guinea pig), 2749 nucleotides long. It is a transcript of the gene Engase, whose product is annotated as endo-beta-N-acetylglucosaminidase. Lineage: Eukaryota; Metazoa; Chordata; Mammalia; Rodentia; Caviidae. Bases 565 to 2499 code for a protein of 644 amino acids. The transcript has 14 exons. The record is from RefSeq and is a predicted model, not a curated record. Gene Ontology annotation, cellular component: cytoplasm. Gene Ontology annotation, biological process: protein deglycosylation. Gene Ontology annotation, molecular function: mannosyl-glycoprotein endo-beta-N-acetylglucosaminidase activity.